Molecule: messenger RNA, 1432 nt
Organism: Fomitopsis serialis
Lineage: Eukaryota; Fungi; Basidiomycota; Agaricomycetes; Polyporales; Fomitopsidaceae
Product: cyclic-AMP phosphodiesterase
Exons: 7
Coding region: 122-1204 (360 amino acids)
Biological process (GO): cGMP catabolic process; cAMP catabolic process; negative regulation of glucose mediated signaling pathway
Molecular function (GO): 3',5'-cyclic-AMP phosphodiesterase activity; 3',5'-cyclic-GMP phosphodiesterase activity
Source: RefSeq, a predicted model, not a curated record
CGCCACUUGGAGCACACUGUUCCUAUAUGAAGGCUGGGGACUGGUCGCCAAGCCGUGUGACGACGGUCCUGUUCGUUCCUGCACCUAUACCACUACCACCGCAAGUCUGCCGCGCGCUGUAAUGCCUAGCUUCGAACUUAUCGCACUAGGUUGCGGCGGAGGACCUAGUGAACAUAAUUUAUCGAGUUAUUUAUUAAAACCACAUGAUGCGCACUGGAGCGAAGGAGUGCUCGCGUUAGAGGCAGGCUCAGGCAUCGGGGCCUUGGGCAAGCUUCUGAAUGACGAGCCAGAACUGUUCGCCUCAGGUCAGGUCAAGAAUGGUCAUUCAUCACGUACAGCGGGCGAAGUUUAUUCAUGGAUCAAGUGUUUCUCUGUGUCACAUGCGCAUCUGGACCACAUCAGCGGAUUAGCCCUGACUGCAAGUACACUCAAGGGGAAACGCACCGUGUUCGGCGCCAGGCGAUGUUUACAGAACAUAGAGAACCUAUUCUCGGGCCAAUUGUGGCCACGACUCGCGUCAUGGAAGGAAGACGAUAACGUCCCAUUGCUACUGCAGGAGUUGCCAGACGAUGCCAAGUACCACACCGUAUUCCCCGGCAUAUCCGUCCGCAUGAUGCCACUGAGCCAUGGGAGCUACGAGGGCAAGGGAACCUACCACUCCUCGGCCUUCUUCAUCAAGCACAACUCCAGCGAGCACGAGUUUCUCUUCUUCGGAGACGUCGAACCCGACAGCAUAGCCUCCGAACCGCACACCCGAGACGUCUGGCGCGUCGCCGCGCCCAAGAUCCCGAACACCCUGGACACGAUCUUCAUUGAGUGCUCGUACCCGUCGGGGAGACCGGACGACAUGCUGUACGGACAUCUCACCCCGGAGCAUCUGGUAGCUGAGCUCACAGCUCUAGCAGCGGAGGUCGUGGACGUGCGGACGCGGACACGUCAGCCCAAUAGCUCACAGGAAUGGGACGAGGACGAGGAGCCGGUACACGCUCGCAAGAGACAGAGGAGGGACACGGAGGCGCCCUCAUUACGCGGCGUUCUGGCCGGCCUGAAGGUCUAUGUCAUCCACUGCAAGGACGACGUACAAGGCGCGUACACGGAGCCCGUCAACAGAGUAAUCGCCUCCCAGGUACGAGCAUUAAUCGAAGCGGAAGGGCUCGGUGCGGAGGUUGUAGGAGUGGAACAAGGGAUGAAGAUAUCUAUAUGACGUCCGGAGUCUGCCUUCAUAAUGGAUCGUCUUCACACAUGAGUGCAUCGUUUCAUCACUUGACACAGACGUUGCUGUUCCCCCCGCUGUCCAUUCUACAAUCUACUCCCCUGUAUCCUCAAUCAUCGUCGUAGCCCCCCGAGUAUUGUCGUCACCAUGUAGCAUAGCUUUCCAGUUUUACUCCUUUGUAUCGCACGACUUCCGACAUCAUGAGCUCGGUCACUGUCC